Cutaneotrichosporon oleaginosum is the source of this 1375-nucleotide messenger RNA. RefSeq lists its product as uncharacterized. Gene Ontology annotation, biological process: arsenite transport; antimonite transmembrane transport. Gene Ontology annotation, molecular function: antimonite transmembrane transporter activity; arsenite transmembrane transporter activity; antiporter activity. The record is from RefSeq and is a predicted model, not a curated record. Lineage: Eukaryota; Fungi; Basidiomycota; Tremellomycetes; Trichosporonales; Trichosporonaceae. Gene Ontology annotation, cellular component: plasma membrane.
UAAAACUCUGUCACGUUCUUUCUGUUUCUCUUCUUUCUCUUUAUCCAUCCAGUCCAUAGCCCACCAUGAGCACUCUCGAACGCCGCCGACCGGCCUCUACCGCCGAGAAUGAGAACAGCAGUAUCAGCGUUCCCGACGAGCAGGACUACACGCCCCAGCGCCGUGUCACUGCCCGAGAGCUGUUCAAGGGGCUGUCGUGGCUCGACCGCUUGCUCUCCAUCCUUAUCCUUGUGGCAAUGAUACUUGGUGUGGUGAUUGGCAAGUUUGUGCCCAACACCAAGAAAAUCCUCUCCGGCGCUACGCUUGACGGCGUGUCCAUUCCCAUUGUCAUCGGCCUGCUCGUCAUGAUGUGGCCUAUCCUCACCAAGGUUCAGUACGAGCGCUUCGCGCGCAUCUUCGGCACCUCGCAUAUCUGGAAGCACCUGGCUAUCUCGAUCGUCCUGAACUGGCUCAUCGCGCCCUUCCUCAUGCUCGGCCUUGCGUGGGCCACCCUCCCCGACCAGCCGACGUACCGCACCGGCGUAAUCAUCGUGGGUCUCGCGCGCUGCAUCGCCAUGGUCAUGAUCUGGAACCACCUCGCGCGCGGCGACAUCAACUACUGUGCCAUCCUCGUCAUCGUCAACAGCGUGCUCCAGAUCGCCCUCUUCUCGCCCAUGAGCAUCUUAUUCGUCAACAUCCUCUCCAGGGAAGACGCCCUUCGCCUCGAGUACGGCAAAACGGCCAUCGCCGUGCUUAUCUACCUCGGCAUCCCGCUCGCGGCCGGCGUCGUCACCCGUUUCGCCAUGCUCGGCAUUCUGGGCCGCCGCCGGUUCGAAAACGUCUUCCUGCCCUGGUUCAGUCCCCUGUCUCUCCUUGGCCUCCUGUACACCAUCAUCAUCAUCUGCGCCGAGCAGGCGACGCGCAUCCUCGACAACAUCGGCCUCGUGUUCCGCGUCUUCGUCCCCCUCACGCUUUACUUCGUGCUUAUGUGGGCAGGCACAUUUGCGCUCGGCUUUUACCUCAACCACAAGCGCGGCGCCGCCGCUGGAUACUCGUACGAGGCCGCCGUCGUUCAGUCCUUCACGGCCGCGAGCAACAACUUUGAGCUCGCGAUCGCCGUAUGCGUCGCAGUGUACGGCGUUGACUCGGACCAAGCUCUGGCCGCCACCAUCGGCCCGCUCGUCGAGGUUCCCGUCCUCCUUCUCCUCACGCACGUCGCCCUGCUCCUGCGCGCCAAGCUCAAGUGGGAUGUAACCGAAGAGGUUGAUCUUGAAAUGGAGCCCCUCCCCGCUGCCGGGGCGCCCGCCGCCGCGUCAACGCACACCGUCAAGGCCGAGUAGAAGUAGCUCAACCCCCCCCUUCCACAGACCAUAGAUGACAGUAUGCACAAAUAAUC